Molecule: messenger RNA, 739 nt
Organism: Camellia sinensis
Lineage: Eukaryota; Viridiplantae; Streptophyta; Magnoliopsida; Ericales; Theaceae
Source: RefSeq, a predicted model, not a curated record
AUGACACCCACUAUCCCCCCUAACUUGCAACGCUCACAUGUACCGAAGUUUGGCAACUGGGAAAGUGAAGAAAAUGUUCCUUACACAGUCUACUUUGAUAAGGCACGGAAGGGUAGAACUGGUGGGAAGAUGAUAAACCCAAAUGACCCCCAAGACAAUCCUGAUAUGUUUCCCAACAUCGAGCCUCCAGCUCAAGCUCCUCCAUCCGGGACCAGAACUGAACCAGAGGAACCACCAAGACGGGGAGCAGUAAGGACUGCACAUGAGCAUCAAGUAAGCAAGGAAGAUGGUGACCUUAGGCAGUUCACUGAAUCUCCCGCACGUAAUGACAAUAUGGGCAGGAGGGUUUCUGGGGAGUCAGCACAUCAACGUCAUGGGGGGCGUGGAUCAAGUUCUGGCCAACCUGUAAGACAAAGUGUUGGAUCUGAACAUAGCAUAGAACGGUCACCACUUCAUCCGCAUCAUCAAGCAAAGAUCGUGGGAAAAGGUAGUGCAUCUCCUUCCUGGGAAGGAAAGAACUCGUAUGAUGGUAGCCACGGCACUCCUGGAAGAUCAAGAUUGAAGCCUCGAGGCGAUGAGACUCCCGAUAGAGGUGCCGCAGGUGUGGGUAAUCAGCCAUCUUAUCCCAAUGCACGGAAGCAAAACUCAGCUCGUCGAGUAAAUGGAGAAAGAGGGAAGCUGCUGCCAUGGUGAGGAAGGUGAUGGCGAAGAUUCUAGCGGACUAGGUUGAGGUCCGGCG